AGUUGGACAACACAGGUAUUGGUUUUUUUCUGAUGAAAGAUUUGGAGUUGAGGGUAUGGGGGCACAUGGAGGGCAUCAGAUAAGGGAGGUUGCUGCCGUAUGUUUAUGUUAUCAAGAGGUUGUGCUUAGCUAAACUGAGGCGUUUGGAAGCUCUCUGAGUGUUUGCUGAGCUGGAUAUGCUCAUUACAGAGGGACUGAUGAGAGCGGCAGAGGGGGGAGGGGCAGCAGGUGAACGGUUUAGACUCAGAGGGAAGGUUUAAGGCCUUCGAGGGUCAAUGAACCCUCAAACCAUUAAAGAGAGGGGUCACGGUGCUCGGGGGUCAGUUGUGUUUGUACGUAUUUUUGACGGUCGUCCAGGGGAUCUCUAUUGAGGUACAGGCAAGAAGAAAGGGGGUCGUUGUAGGACCCCCAUGGUGCUGGGCCCAGUCCUUGUCAUUAAAUAAAUAAGCAACACAUUUGUUUUGGUGCAAUAAACUGAGAGUGUAUUGUCUGGUGUGUGUUUUUCUGAUGGGAUGCCAUGACUGUCCUGAUUUAUUUGUGUUGUGUGACAUCAAACACAGUCAGUUAGUGUAUGAUGUGCUGGGAAUAAAAUAGAUUUGUUUCUGUUAAACUCCUUCCUUUAGUCCUUUUAUUCAUCAUUAGAACAUUUUAGCUAUGAGAUCAAUUAUUAUUGUUAAUUAAAACCUUAAAAAAUGUUACUACCUCUGGAUAAUAAUCCAAUCAUAAAGGGAAUUGUUGCUAAUUUACGAAGCUAAUCUUUGGCAGCAGCUGCAUGGCAACAUGCAAGGAGCAGCAGUAGCUCAGGGGGAAGAGCAGGUUGUCCAGUAUCGGAAGGUUGCAGGUUCGAUCCCAGCUCCGACCAGAGAAUGCUGCUGCUGUGUCCUUGGGCAAGACACUUAACCCACCUUGCCUGCUGGUGGCGGUCAGAGGGACCGGUGGCAUCAGUGUUCGGCAAACCUCGCCACUGUCAAGUCGCCCCAGGACAGCUCUGGCUACAUCGUAGCUCAUCCCCAUCUGCGUGUGAACGUGUGUGUGAAUGAGUGAAUGACUGAUUGUGUUGUGAAGGGCUUUGGGGCGUUGUAGAACCGUAAAGGUUGGUUUAUGCUUGACGCGUCCGCGAGGUCCGCACGGCUCCGCACGGAAAAGUUGCGUCAUUUUGUGUCAUUUUAACAACCACACCCCUCCACCGCGCCUCCGCAUGGCCCAGAAUUUCCGCAACGCGCACCUCGGAAAAUUUCUAACCACGCGGACGGACGGACGUGGAAAAACAUGGCGGACCGGCAAGAACUAGUAUGGCAGAGGUUCGUAAAUACAGACAUUUGUAUGAUUCAGCUCUCAGAGAUCACCGUGAUCAACAUGUUAUAAAUAAUUCUUGGAGAGAAAUAGCUCGCACUGUCGAAAAAGACGAGAACGCUGUUAAAAAUGCUGAAAUGCCAUGUUGUAAACAGUCAUUUCUACUUCUACUAUGGUGUAGUGUUGGAUGCAUGCAGUAGAGCUCCAUGCUGCCCCCUACAGUUUGGGAGAAUAUUGGCUCACCGCAGAGACAAGCUGCACGAACCAUAAAGCUGCGAGUUGUGAAGCGCGUUCCAUCCGCGAGCCGCAUCACCGCGCGGAAAGUAAAUGCGUCAAGCAUAAACCAAGCUUUAGAAGGUGCUAUGCAAAUACAGGCCGGUUACCAUUUGCCAUGUUUUGUGAAAGCCUAAAUCCCAAAUAACUCGAAGAUUAAACUUGAAGCAAAUGCUUUAACACGUGUUUAUUAGCAGCUGCAGUCGGAGGUGUGUGUAAUCUGAUUCCAAGUGUUUUUAGUUUGGUGCCCUUGUGCUUGUAAAGGCAGUAAAACGGCUUUAUUCCAACCGUCUGGGUUGUUUGUUUUUACUGGUUCAAAGCCAAAAUGAACCCAAACAAGUGACUGGGAAACAUUGUGCUAAUUGGAAAAUGUAUAAUUGAGACAGAUUCUAUGUUUUUAUUUGACGUUUCAGCUUUAGUAGAAACACUUGCGUAGUUGUUGUCUGAAAACGUGUGUGUGUGUGUGUGAAUUUCAUGGAAGCUGUUUUGAAAUGUGUUUGUGUAAAAAAAAUAGAAAAAGAUGUUUGUGCAGCAUAUUAGAAAAUAAUCUAAACCGCUGUGAAUUUUUGAAGACAGACGCUGUUUUAGUGCAACACCAACACAAAGUGGCUUGUGCUGGUUUGGACUAUUGAAUUUGAUUGAAUUAGCAGGGUGUAUCGAUUCUAUUUCCCCAAACAGAGGCUGUUCUGGAAGAUAUCUAGAUUGGUAAGAUAGUAAUUAUUUUCAAAUUUACCUCAAAGUGAAUUUCAAAAUGUGUAUGAGUCAACACAAAGCGACACUUAAAUUAUGUUUAGAUUGCAUUUUCUUAAAAUUGAGGUCAUGAUGAGAAAAAAAUGGAAUGUUAAAUAACAACCAUAAUGAAAACAUUUCAGAUGGACUUCUGUUUUAGUCUGCUGGCUCCCUGCUGAGAGUUCUGCUGGUGUGUCCACCUGGUGGCGGCACCUGUGUGCAGCAGCCUAGCCCCAGGGCAGCUGUGGCUGCAUUGUAGCUCAUCACCAUCUGUGUGAAUGAGUGUGUGCAUGGGUGAAUACCUGGUUAGUUUGAAAGCGCUUUGGGGGGUUGAAGAACACUAGAGGGCACUAUAUAAAUACAGGCCAUUUUAAUGUGAGUUAAGAGCUAUGCUUGCUUCCUUGUUACGUCUUUUGAACCAGUUCAGCUUCCAAAUAGCCCAAACAUUGAAUUUUCUGUGCUGUAAAUACGGGAACAUUUUCACAUUAAUGAAACAGUCGGUAAUCAGUCAGACAGUAUUGAACGUGAUUGGCUUAACUGAUGAUCACUCAGCCUGAAACCCAAAAAUCGGACUCUGUGGGGACGGACUGUGAAUGCAGCGUGUCCAUGCAGCAGGAAGAAAAUGGACGAUAUCUUUAAGCUCACAGACUGCAUAGGUCUAAUUCCCGUUUGCAAUAACAGAUCAGAAAAGUUUUUACUUCCAGAAUCAUAACAGCAAAGUUAACAAGAAUUUGGAAGAAAAGAAAUGUAUAUUUUGGAAAUUCCUGUUCUUUAGAUGAGUCGGACUCAGCAAACAUCCUCUGCAGCAGGUCAGAGAGGAAUGAAGCCUGGUUUAUACUUUUCCAUCACCAGGUUUGCACUCACACACGUAUUGAUGGAGAGGUUUUCCUUUUAUACAUCUCCUUUGGUGCAUCAGUGUUGCAAAGCCUACCAUUGUAGUGCAUCUCUGGUCAACAAUUGUUUAUUUACUUGCAGAUAUUUUGAAGGAAGUGUGAAUUUUAAUAGAAAUUUUUUUAUUUUUAAGUUCAAAUCAGGAUUUGGCAUUGUUCAUUUUUUUGUUAAAGUGGCAGUGUGUAGUUUCCUGGCACCGGGGGAAGUACAUAUAGUAUAUUUCAGGGUAAUUUUACACUGUAUCAAUGUGUCUAUCGCUAGUUUAAUAGAAAUAUAUGGUAAGUGUUACCUGUGAAGCAUAAAGCAUGCAACCUCGGUGUGAAUCCUCAGACUUUGAUGUUCCAUCAGCUAAUUCCAUCGAGAGAAUGUGAUGCUAGUUUUCUGACGUUGUAGUUUUUCGGAUCUGCUUGGGGUCCUGCACCUGCCGAUGACUACAGUAAUACCACACGGACAAAAUAUUUUGCAUCUCUUUUUAGGGUCCCCCAGAGACUUGGACCUGCGCCCUAUGGACUUAAAACCCGAUUUUUUUAUGAUUAUAUGUUACAAAGCUGCCAAUAUUUUCCAAUGACUGAACGUCAUUUUAUUCAUUUUCAUCAAUAUUUCGAUGGAUAUUUUCAGAGAUUAAAGAUAAAAGCACACAUUUGCACUUUAAUAAAGUUUUUAAAAGGCUUGUAAACAUCGACAAUCCCCUCAAGGAGCAAUCGAUGACAGAGAGCGAGUUUUUAAUUGAGCUGGAGCUGCUUGGUCUCGAGGAAUGAAACCUUUAUUUUUUUACAAAUAAUUCAGCGAGAGCUGCUUUUGUCGGGCCGACCAGUCUCUGACGUCUGACGCUUAGUUAAAAACUGGUCUCUACUUACUCCACUGUCGGGGAGACCUUGUUUAGACAGAAAAUGGUGCUGUGGGUCUCCGCACUUCCACAGAUGGAGAAGUAUAAACCAGGCUUAAGAGCUGGAAAUUGGUAUUGGCUCCUCAAAUCCAUGAUCGGUGCAUCUGUAAAGAAAGUGUCUUUAAAAUAAAAAUUCCUAAAAAAAAAAUGUCAAAAUUGGAACAAUUUUUAUGUUGCUGUUCUUUUUUAUGUCUUCUGAUUCUGUCCAGCCCUCUUCUUAUCUACGACACAGUAAGCAGCGCGGUUUCUCUCUUUGGACGAGGAGCUUUUGUCUGACCCGACUCACCGCCCAUUGAUCAUCCACAUAACCCCCUCUUUCUCUUCCUAAGUGUGUGCCUGUGUGUGUGAUCUGUGGAGUUGUGCUCGGACAGCAGCAGUUCAGCCGCCUGCUGAGCGUGCAAGAGUAAAAUGUGUCACCUGCUAAGCACAAAAGAAUGUGUCAAAAGUUGAUUUUUUGGGGGGGCAGAAACUCUAAAAAAAAGUAAGAAAAUAAACAAAUAUAUGAAAGAAAAGACAAAAACAUACAGACAAAACUUCCAGCUCCUUGUAAUUUGCAACAAGAGAGAGGGAGGAGGAGUCAGGGGGAGGGGAAUACCCAGCAGGGAGGGAGCAUGAGAGAGCAGAGGCCAUUCACUUUGACACACACACACGCACACACACACAUGCAAACACUUGAACACUUCCAGACACACACACACAUAGUGGAUGCAGGAGAGAGGGAGGCAGAGCUGCAUUCUGAAAGAGAAACAGAGAUUUUCGGCAAACUGAAGAGAGUGAAAGAAAAGAGCCUGAGGAGAAAACUCAGCCUCAGUGCUCCUGUUCCUGGAUCUGGACUCCUCUUUAGCUCCUGAAUAAAAGGAGAUCCACAAUGACUUUGGGAUUUGGGGAAAUCUGAGGAAUAUCUGUUCUUCCUGCCUGUGUGGAAUUUUGGGAGAAACCUCUGGAUAUGCAUCCCUCUCUGGACGUCCAGCUUGAACUUACUCAUCAUCACUUUAAAAAAGUCUUUCAGUUUUGACACGUCAGUUGUAAAAGGGGCCAAGCCACAAUGCCCACUGACGAUUGCAGCUACCUGCCUGAUGUGCUGCCUCCUCUUCCCGAAGUCCCGGACUCCGGAUCGGUCCUGAGCUCCGUUGACAUCCCAGGCCGCUGCCUCCGUAACCCGGCCUUCCGCCACGCCUCGUCGCGCCACUGCUCCGCCAUCAGCAUGGACUCCUCUCCUGACAGUGUGGAUCGGCCCAUCAGCUACAGCUCCACAUCCUCCUCCGCCUCAUCCCGGGACAGCCACUGCUCCCUAGGCAGCAGGUCCACCCUCGUCUCGGCCCCCGUCACCUUGGAUCGUGACUCUGGGGCCAUUCGGCUGGAGCUGGUUCCAGCAAGGCAGCUGGGGUGUGAAGAGGAAGAUGACAGAAAGACUGGAAAAGAACAUUCAGAAACUGAGCAGAGUCUAGAUGGAGAAGAGAGGACGAGUCAGGGACCCAGGACGUAUGUGGACCGCGUGGUGCAGGAGAUACUAGACACAGAGAGAACAUAUGUCCAAGAUCUACGCAGCAUCGUAGAGGACUACAUGGAGUGCAUCAGUAACCAGUCUCGGCUGGCCCUGAGCUCCGAGGAUAAAGGUUCACUUUUUGGCAACAUCAGCGACAUCUACCACUUUAACAGGGAUCUUCUUCACGAUCUUGAGAAGUGCAAUGCAGACCCGGUGGCCAUUGCAGAGUGCUUUGUCUCCAAGAGUGAAGAGUUCCACAUCUACACCCAGUACUGCACCAACUACCCACGGUCAGUGGCUGUGCUCACCGAGUGCAUGACGAACAAGGCGUUGGCCAAGUUCUUCCGCGAACGCCAAGAAUCCCUGAGACACUCCUUACCUUUGGGCUCCUACCUGCUCAAGCCAGUGCAGCGGAUCCUGAAGUACCACCUCCUGUUGCAUGAGAUAGCCAACCACAUGGAGAAGGACACAGAAAUCUACGAGGUUGUGCAGGAAGCCAUCGACACCAUGCAGAGGGUGGCCUGGCACAUCAACGACAUGAAGAGGAAACACGAGCAUGCCGUCAGGCUGCAGGAAAUUCAGAGCCUCCUGACCAACUGGAAGGGCCCCGAUCUGAUCGGCUACGGAGAGCUGGUUCUUGAGGGAACGUUUCGUCUGCAGCGAGCCAAAAACGAAAGAACCCUCUUCCUGUUUGACAAGCUGCUGCUGAUUACCAAAAAACGAGAAGAAACCUACACAUACAAAGCUCACAUUCUGUGCUGCAACCUGAUGCUGGUGGAAAUCAUUCCAAAAGAGCCACUGAGUUUCAGCGUGUUUCACUACAAGAAUCCCAAACUGCAGCACACAGUCCAGGCCAAAUCCCAGCAAGAUAAGCGCAUGUGGAUCCUGCACCUUAAAAGACUCAUUCUAGAAAAUCAUCCUGCCAAAAUUCCUGCCAAGGCCAAACAAGCCAUUCUGGAGAUGGAUGCAAAACAUCAUCCUGGUUUUCACUACAGCGCCGAGAGCGACCAGAAGGACCCCCCUCACACCAAGGAGGGCCCGGUCCCCCGUAGAGGACGCAGAAAAGAUCCUCUUUCCAAAUUACUGAAGAAUGCAAAGCAGAAUGUCGCCAAUGCUGAUGGUGAAAAACGUACCAGUCUCGGCGUCAGCCUGCUGUCUCCAGUGUCCCAGCUGGCUCUGGGCACCGUAGGCCGGAGCCGGAGCCUGAUCAACCAAUCACAGGAGUCCCUGGAUCCUGGAGAUCACUAUGACCACAGCGACAGGGAGGAAGGAGAGGAGUCGCACCAGCAGGAUGCUGAUGAUGAGGAUGACAGUGGUCUGGGAGGUAAGAAGAGGCUACGAGUUCCUGGAAAAAGCAGCAGAAAAAGGUUGAAUCCUCAAGCGUCUGUUGACGGCAUAGAGCAGUGGAAAGCUUUCAACAUGAGCUCCUUGGACCUGCAGAAAGCCCGAGAAUCGCUAGUGAGGGACGGGAGUCACCACCCACCACUCCUCAGGACACCACAUGUAAUGGAGGAACCUCCAGACUCCCCCGUUCCCCCUGUAGUAGUCACAGAAACAGACCAAUCAGUGCAGAACAUUUGGGCAGACCACCGGGCUCGCAGAGCCAUGUUCCCCACCCGCCAGAGGACGAUGCAGCCCGACGACGAGGACGAGGACAUCUACCAAAUGUUCGUCCCCACAGAACCAAGCACACCAGAAAUUUUCUCUGAGAGGUCAGAGGCCACCUCGUCACCCAGAACGGCUCGACCCUGCAGCUGGCAUGUGGAGCAGGUGCCCACGGUGCAGGUUGACCCUCCACCUGAUGGCAGCAGAGUCCUGCGGAGGGCGAGCAGUGCAGGAGAGAACGCCACAGAGGCUCUAGGGAGUCCCAAAGAUGAUGACCGGGGUGGUCACAGCAACUUGGAAGUGAUUCACACCGAGUCAUCCAGCAAUGACAUGUCUGGUUCCUCCUCAGCCGAGCAGCUGACGAUGGAUGACGCAGAGAAUGUUUAUGAUAACAUCAGCUUCGAGGACCUGAGAAGCAUGAGUCUCAUCCGGAGGGACCCUGAUAAAAAACAGAUGCAGCAGGAGACGUCUUCAAAUACUCAGGGUUCCCAAGGGAGCGCAACAAAGGGAGGGAGUGCAGCAGAGUCAUUAAUCCAACCGGACAGUUCGUCUGAGAGCAACAGGUCCUCCAUGCAGGAGGUGAAGCCAUGUGAGAACGAUGAGCUCAAAAUAGUAGAGGAGAAUAUUUAUGACACGAUCUGCUUCAGGGAGCCACCAUCCACAAAGCUGAGGGGAAUUCACGAAGGCCAGGAACAAAAACAUGACAAACACAGUGUUCCGGCUUCAGAACAAGACCUGACUGAAAGUUUCAGAGGGUUUGUUUCAGAGGAGAGCCUCAAUUUUCUAAAGGAUGAAGGACCAGAGGCCUUUUGUCCUGCUCCACAAUCCUCUGAAAUGGAUCAUUCUUCCUCCGGUCCUGAAACCUUUAGCCAGAAGGGCAGAAGGAUGUCUGAGAGCGCCGAUGAGAUUUGGAGUGACUUUGAAAACUACAUCAAGAACAAUGAGAAGAAAGCCGAUCGACUUCCUGCUGCGUUCCCUGUCGGUGCCAACGAGUCACCUAAGAAGGUCUCUUCUGUCAAAAACAGCCCUAGGAAGAGCCCUCCGGUGGUUAGUCCUCAAACUGCCAGCCCUCCAGCACAACAUCCCAAAUCCCCACCUGUUGCCUCCACGCCGUCCUUCACUAUCCCAGUCAUCAACCUUCCAGAUUUCCAUGCUGAAAGCACCACUGACGAAGAAACCCACACCCCUUCUCCUGCCUCUCGCCCCCUACCCGUUACCCCAGAGCCCUCACCGGGCACAGUGAAGAGCAUCCGCAACAGACUAGCCCGACUCAGCAGCGGCAGCUUCCGACUGGAGGACGAUGACCUGGUGGAGCUUCCUCAGAGGAACGCCUCUCAGAGAGACGGCGUCGUCAGAGAUCUCCAUAGUUUGUUUCCAGGUGAGCUGGCAGGUCUGGACUCCCCCCUGGCAUCCUCCUCCCUUCUGCUGGGGGAGUCUGUGGACUUCUCCCUGGACCUGAUGGACAAAUCCAAGAGCCGUGUGUUCUUGAUGGCACGGCAGUAUAGCCAGAAGAUCAAGAAGGCUAACCAGCUGCUGCGGAUGAGGAGCAUGGAUCCUGGAGAUUCCUGCAGUCGGAGUAGAGCGGAGAAGAAACAGCUAGACCUUGCCGCCAUCUUGGAGGAGAAAAAGCAAGGUGGUGCAGCUAUAGGUGCAAGGAUAGCGGAAUACUCCCACCUGUAUGAUCAGGUGGUGUUUAAGGAUUCUCUCAGUUCCGCCAGUCAGACGUCUUCCACCCAGCACCACGCCCAUCGAGGGCUGCCAUCCUCCCAGUCGAUGACAGAAACCUCCCUGGAGGAGGACUGGCUUCACUCCACCUACAGCAACGGAGAGCUGGCGAGCUUCAUGUCCUCAUCCGGUCAGGCUCAAACGUCUGCCGCCUCACAGCACAGACUUACACACACUUGCUCUAUCCCUUCCCUCAAGUCCCCUCAGUCCCCCAGUGGUCCAUCAUCACUGAGGUGGAGCUCCUGCAUCUCAGCUCCGAGUGAGGAGGAAGAGCAUGUGUACAGCACCAUAAAGAGACAUCCUUCCUUUAACGAUCCUUCCUCAAAGUCUUCCCCGUCCAGUCAGUGCCAGUCAGCCAGUUCUCUCGGCAGUCCCCAGCAGGAAAACCACCACCAGUCUGAGGUCAAGAGUCCAGGAACCUCUGACAGACUUUGCAGCUCCAGUUUGGGUCGCUCUGGUCGACAGAGCAGCCUCCCAGAACGAUCCACGCUGGGAGAGUCCGACCUAACUUUACACGAUGGCCAACAGAUCGUGGUUCUGAACCGGGCUUCGGCUCUGAGCAUCCUCAACGCCACCCAGAACUACCUGGCCAACUUCAAGGACAAUGGGGAAGACGACGAUGACUACGUAGAGAUCCGCUCCGACGAUGAGAACGAAGCGGUGCGGGACAGGUUGGAGCAGGGGAACGGCAACCCGGCGGUCCCUCCCGCUCAGAAUCGGGCUCUUGUUCAGUCUCGGAGCCUGCCGUGCACCCCGGCCCGCUCCUGCAACCCCAUUAGGCCUCUGGACCACGAGCAACUAGAAAAGUACCUUUGGAGUGAGCAGCAGCAGAGCCAACCCACCAUCGUUCAGUCUCUGAGAGAGAAGUUUCAGUGUCUGAGCUCCAGUAGCUUCGCAUGAGAGCCGAGAGCCAAAUACGAGUUGAUAAACACCAAAUAGCACCAACAGGGACCGAGCUGCUUCGCCUUCAACGCUCCACUUCCACACGGCUACAGCAGAAUUAAUAAAGAUCAAAUAUAACACGUCUAUUUUAAGUUUUUUACUGCAGCCAUACCAUUAGUGUCAUAGAACUCGCGUGUGUCAAGAGCAUCAAAGCCUGAAUAUGAGCACUUCCAGAGUUUUGGUGAGAGUUGCUUUUUAGUGUGACUGAAACUAGUUUAAACUUGAAUGGAUUUUUUAACUCGGAAAUCGUCUGAGCCUUUUAAAAACUUUAUUCAUUUGAAUUCAUUCUAUUGCACACAUGCAGCUGUUCAGAACGCGUGUCAUCGAUUGAUCUACAAGGAUCCUUCUGCUUCAGGACCUCUACAUAGUUCCUCUUCGGUCAAGCUCAGAUUAUUAAAGUUGGCUUCAGUAGACGGGUCGUGAACAUCUAGCAUCUCACCUGCUGUUUUUGUACCUCUUUGAAUGAACUGUUCUUGAACAUGUGACUUUAUUUCUGAUGGUCAAAGGGGUGGAACACUGAGAAAACAUCUUUUAAUGGUUAUUUCCGAUUAUAAUCGGUCACUCAGAGUUUUCAUGCAGGCUGAACAUGAAAAUAGUCUCCUGCAUUAGCUUCUGAUAGAACAUAGACAGUGAAACUUGAUUAGAAAAUCCUUACAGAGCUACGUCAACGUCACUAAUAAUUCAUGGACUCACCCAUCUUCACUCGUGACGGGAAAGAACAGUGGAAAAUGUCUUCGCUAGCAGAAGCUAACCGUUAGCAUUAGCAACUCAACCACAUGGCAGAAGCUCCUCCAGGCUUGUGUUAUUUGUGGAGGUAAAGUAUCUAUGUCGCAGAGCAAACAGGGACAGUGGUAGAGUCGCCUUGCUGUUAUCCAAUCCGAGCGAGAUGUCCAAAUAUCAGGAAAGACUCCAGAUCCUGCCGUGUUGAGCUCUACUCUAAUACGACAUUCUGCUAAUUCCUGAAACAACCGCAUCUGAGCUUUUAUCCCCCCCACCCAAGUAUGAAUUGCAAGGCAUUCAGUCCUUCCAGAGACCACUGCAAAACACGUUUGAAAGUUAGAGGCUAAUCUGAGCUGGGCCAAGUUCAAACGAGGACUACUAACAUCCUAAAACAACUUGAAUCUCUGACAAUUUUAGACAUUUAGUUAAAAUCAAUUUGAUUUAACUAUGACAUUGCAUCAUCAUUUAGACAAAUGUUGUAUGACAACUAAAAGAACCCUUCUACUGAGCAGCAGCUAGCGGUAGCGCAAGAUGUGCUCUGCUAGCUGCAGCUGCAUCUACAAAUAACCGUGGAUAUGCAUGCGUGUUUGAGGGUGCACUUAAGACAGUUAGUGACACUUCUAAUGGACAAGUCUUUAAAGUGUGCAAACAAUAACUGUAAAACUGUAUUAAGCCUGGUUCAUGCUUCUCCGUCAGCUCCGCAAGGGACAGACACGCACGGAUUGACGGAAGCGUUUUGCUCUCAUACUUCUCCGUCUCCUGGGGAGUGUUGCAAAGCAAUUCCCCGGCAGGACAACAGAGGGCGUAGCGCUGUUCUGUGGUAUCCUGUCAUGUAUCCGGUCCAAGAUAAUGUGUUUAUAUUGUGUUUUUUGUGUAUAUAAGAGACUUUUUAACACGGACACAUUUGUCUCUCAUCCUCCUCCACCUCUUCAUGCGCUCGCCACCUCUAAACCCACGUUUCCUGUCAUUUCCGUCCACAAAUAAAAUGCUUGCUGCGCAUCUUUUCACUCCUCCAGUCACGGGGAAUUAAACGUUCGUGUUUUUAGAGUUUUUUCGCGAGGUGUUCUUCAAGCUGCUCCGUGUCUGCCGCUAGUUAUCCUCGGCUCUCUUUAUGUUUUUGAGGGCGCAAUGGCGGAGGUGUAGAUGACAGCGGUGCCCUGACCAAUCACAAGCUUGCAUUCUCCGUCUCGACGGGUGGAUGUUUAGAAAAGAGAGCUCGACUCCGUGCGUCCCUGCGGAGCUCUCCAGCAGGCCCGCAAGGAUGGAUAAUGGCGUUGCGUGUCUCCACACUGACGCAGACGGAGAAGCAUGAAUCAGGCUUUAGUCAGAGUUGUUUUAGGAUUGCAGAUGAUGUUAGCAUGUUAAUCUGGUUAAAAUCAAACGCCAUUUCUCCAAACUGAGGUUGUUUAAAUAGCUAUUUAUCCACGACAGGUGAUUGUUUAAUUCCUUCCCACAAAAAUCUUCUUUUAAAAGGUCUGACCAUAGUCAUGGCUUGUGUUUUUAAUUACUCUAACAUGUUCAAGCAAUUGUAAACAAACAGCUUUACAGAUUCACACCUGAAAAUCUCUGCUGCCCGGGCUUGUACGUCUCUUUUAGGAGCUUUUAAUGAAAAAGAUGCAGGUAUAAAGGAACUAUUUUGGCUGUAAUAAUCAUUAGGUUACGUGUUUAAAUAAACAUUGACUUUUAUGUCUAUUCUAAGAUUUUAAAUUAUCACUUUCUCCUGUCUUAUUUUUCGCCGUCAGCGGGGUGUACUGCUUUAGAAAAAUUAAGAGAAAAUUCAGAUUUUUUAGAUUCUGUAUAAGAAAUAAUGAGAAAUCUUAUUUAUUUCCACCCUGCGACCAUCUGUAAGAUAGGCUGCAAUAGUUUGUGGGCAAAAUAUGCAUCUCAACAUGAAAAUUAUUUGUUCUUAGUGUUGCUAGCUUUGACUUUUAUUUUGAAGGGGGACCACAAAAAGGAGUCAGUUUAUAGAACAGUACUGUAUUUUCCAUAAUAGGACACUGUUACACUACUGAUAUUACAUCCUCACUCACAGAGCAUGCCCAGUCUUUAUCACACACACGCCUGAUCCUUAAACACGUUUUUGGGUCUUAAUAAUACCUUUCCAUAAUUACUAUGAGCCGCAAAUUGGUUGGAAAAGUAGACGUAUUUAUGAAAAUUUUAAUGUUUAAAUUUUAAGCACUCACACAAAAUCUGAAUCAAAUACUGUGAAUAAUAUUUAGGAAAACUGUAGCUUUUCUGUCACACAAUACUUAAUUCUUAAACAAUGACUCACAGAAAUACAAGAAAAACUUUGCAACAUUAUUUCAGGAAAUUUGCAUCAAACAAAACAAAAAUACGAAGUAUGUAUUUUUUUGUACUUUUUUGAUUUUGGUGGGGAUUUGUUAUUUUUUUGCACUUUUUUGUUUUACAUUUUAUUUGUAAACAUUUUGUAAAGAUGUACAUUUUAGAAGAGUUAUUCUUGUAUGCCAUAGAUAUGCUUUAUAAUGCUUUGACGUUUAAGUUAAGUGUUCAGUAUUUUUGUAAUUGGCUAGUUGUCAAUGCUCUACAAAAUGUUGUAUUGGAGGUAAUAAAACUGAACAAAUCUC
Messenger RNA from Nothobranchius furzeri (turquoise killifish), 13135 nucleotides. RefSeq names its product pleckstrin homology domain-containing family G member 1. Gene Ontology annotation, biological process: intracellular signal transduction. NCBI's taxonomy places the organism in Eukaryota, Metazoa, Chordata, Actinopteri, Cyprinodontiformes, Nothobranchiidae. The record is from RefSeq and is a predicted model, not a curated record. Gene Ontology annotation, molecular function: guanyl-nucleotide exchange factor activity; small GTPase binding.